Molecule: messenger RNA, 1570 nt
Organism: Linum tenue
Lineage: Eukaryota; Viridiplantae; Streptophyta; Magnoliopsida; Malpighiales; Linaceae
Source: the annotation of a GenBank genome assembly
CCACAGUUCUUUUUCCCGUAAUCGUUGGUGAUUCGCUUAUUACGGGGAACAAUUCCCGUGUCCUUUAGGUUAAGAAAUCAUACUUUGGGAAAUUUCCCGUGACUGCUUAUGGGCGGGAGAAAUGCCGCACUCGAGUACAUUUUGGGCCCCCAAAAAAUUUUGAGUACCCCGCCCUCCAAAAUUCCGCCCAUCCUUUUCUUUUAUUUCAGAAACACAAAAUCUUACUUUACCAAAAUAAAAUCUAGCUAGUAAAGGGUCGCUGCAAAAAAAACCCUAAACAAAGAAGAAUGCUAUUUCAAUAACCUCUGCCCCAAACAGAAACAACCUCUCCACCGCGUUCGACCAUCUCCCACCGCCUCUUCCGACCGAUUCCAGUUCCCUCAGUCCUAGCAAAUCCUUCCCCUGCGUACUCUUCUGUCUCGCAUGUCCCUCUAUGGCAUCCGCCAUCAGCAAAAUUGAUAGGACAUCCCCGACAUUGCGCAAGGACUACAACAUUCAGAUCUCUCUAUGACUGCCAUCGCAUGCCUUUGUCUUCCAUCCUCAUACAUGAUAUGGUCGAGUUGAACGGGAGUGAAUCAGCCUUGGACUCCAGGGGUCCGAUUCAACUGUAGAUCUGGACCUUUCCCCUGUUUGGCCGGUGACUUCCUUGACUCCAAGCUCCUCCGCACUUUCCUACACCUGGUAUUCAGCAAGGGAGAACGAUCCAUCCAGCCGCCUCUCUCACACAUCCCACCAUUGAGCAACCGAGGAGAUUGGGAGCCCAAUUUCGGACAUCAAAUUCCCCUUCCAAGGCCUCUUCAAAUCGCCAAACAAUAGGUUAAGUUCUGGUCAGGUUUGUUGUUCACUUAUAUUCCUCUCUCUACAGAUUGGGAUGGGGUGAGAUCGAUUUCCUUCAUCAAUUUUCCCUUUGGGGUUGAAAUUUUGAAGUACUAAUGUGCUUCUAGGGUUCUGGCGCAAGUGCAAAACCCUUUAAAGCAUCAUAUUGUUCUGCCUUUUCUUUUAACGGUAAACUCGAUCUCGUAAUUCAUUAUUGAACCACUUAUCUUAUUGAUUGUAUGACAUCGAACAAUACAUGUAAUGCUUCUCUUUAACUCUAGACUCCAAAGUUAUCCUAUAUACUCUGGUUUAUUGUUAACUAUUGAAUGGCAUUACUUAAUGUCUGUUAGUCUCGGUAGGAGAAUAAAUAAGGCAGGCAAAUGGGGACAAGAGAUAAAGCAGCAGCAUGUCAAAGGUGAGCUAUUUCCAAUUCACGGAGCCUGUGUGGAUGCUCAUCUCCACUACAUCCUAAGCGUGCAAGUAAUUUCAGCAUGGAUGGAUGAAAGGAAGAUUUGGCUAGUGAAGAAAGUACUUCAAUUUAUAGUUUAUUAGUAGAACUCAAAGUAUUGCAUCACUUUAAGUCUUAUGUUUUAGACUUCGACACUCUGGAGUAGUUUGUAAAAACUCUCAUCAGUUUCUUUUGUCCUUAAACCUUAGUUGGUUUUGUGGAGAGAAUACCACUACAAUGACGUAUCUUCCUUGUAAUUAAUGUAUACAAUAAUUAUCGAUUAAUAUAAAUUUUAAUUGUUUUUUA